AUGGAGUUUACUUUAAAGGAAUCCAUACAGCGGGACUGCGGGUUUGGCAAGCCGUCUAAUCCGAUUCGCUAUUUCUGUUCCGUUAUCCUUCAGGUCGUCGGUGGACCCUGCGGCUACCAUGGCUCGUACACCUUCUACAAGGGUCUCAAAGUGUCGUUCGGGUCGCACGGAGCGGAACCCGGAGCGGCGGCCUGCGAGAGCAACACUACUACCUCCAGCAAUGGCACUGCUUCUUCCGUCGACAUUCCUAGUAGUAGUGGUGGUGGUGAUGGCGCAGAACCGGAAAAGCCUUCCGAACGGACACAACACCAGCAGGAGGAGAAGGGGUCGCCACAGCAAACCGAAGGUGCUGCGCCGGGCGAGUGUAGUAACCAAACCAAUAACACCCAAACCGCCACUACUAUCAACAGCGGCAGCAGCGGUGGUGUAAGUGACAAUGGCAGCAGUAGUGCGUUUGUGAACGGGAGUGGCAAUAGUAGCAGUAAUAGUAGUAAUAGCAGUAAUAGCAAUAGUAUUAGUAGCAGCAGCAGCAGCGGCAAAAGUCAAAAUGGCAAUCAAACGCCAAAAGUGAAACAGAUGCAACGAAAAUGUGUUACCGAAGCGUCCGGUGGCGGUGGCGGUGGCGGCGGCAGUGGGGGCACCGGGGGUAGUGGUGGUGGUGCUGCUGGCAACGGCACCCGCGGAGGCAGCAUUAACAAUAACCUGUGCGGCGGCAUGCUGGCCCCGGCAUCGGUCGAUCGAGAGCAAAACCUACGACCGCUGGUGCUGGCGCUCGGCGACUGCAUUCCGGUCCGCCCGUGGUCCGACUCACCGAUAGCGUGCCUGGCCGAGCUGCGGAUGGUGUGGCGGGACCGGAACGAGCAGUGCCUGCUGAUAGCCCUGCGGCUCUACUUCCUGCCGGAAAACACACCACUCGGCCGCAACUGUCACGGCGAGGACGAGGUGCUGGCGAUCUCGGACAAGGUGAUACUGCGCGCCGAAGACCUGCUGAACUGGAUCGUCACCGAGCAGGAGUGGAGCUGGGGCCUGCAGACGCUGUUCAACGAGGGAAGCGCCAAGGACUGUCUCGCGACGACGCGCCAUCUCUGCAAAAACUCGUCCCUCGACUUCGGUGACAUCGACCGGGAGAAGCACUCAGGUGAAAACUUCUCCUCGAAGGUGGCGGUACUGAGCUUCUCGCGGUACUGCCGCUACCGGGCGAUCCUCAAGCGGCUCGAGGGCGUCCAGGAUGGCUGGCUGCGGAACGCGCUGGUCGAAACGCUCGGUGGCUUCGUGGCCCCGUCGCCCAACAUGCGCAUCAUGUUCUGCAAGGAAACGUUUGACUAUCCGGAACUGGAAACGCACGAGCUGCUCUGCAACCACCUGGCCCCGAAGCUGAAGGGGCGACCGCGUGGCAAACGGAAGAAGACGCUCUCCGACUCGUCGCAGUACACCAAGAAGGAGGGCGCCGGAUCGGACGAGACCGAGUCGAACGAAUCGGACGUCUCGGACUACUCCUACAGCAAGAUAUCGCCCGGCAAGAAGGUGAUCGAUCUGCAGCCGACACCUCGCUACAACCCGCGGCCAUCGCGAGGCUCGUCGCAGACGAAACAGGAACCGCUCAGUGUCGUCAUUUCGGCCUCGGCCGGCACCGUCAAGUCGAGUGCGGCCCAUCACAACCACCACCAGCAGCCGACCGGCGGCGGCGGCGGCCCCCCCGCCAACCACCUUUCGCAGCGCAAUCGAUCCAAAUCGUCCUCGAAAUCGAUCGUCCCGAAGCCGGCGCCACCGAAGGCGAAAACGAAAGCCAUCGCUGGCGGAAAGUCCGGCAAGAAGGGGGUGACGAAGAAUGGUGGUGGCGGCGGCGGCAGAAAGGCGGUGGUCGAGGAGGACUCGGAUGAGGACGAGCCGGAUGACGCGGAUGGCGAAGGAGAGGAUGAACCUUCGCCGCCGCCACCAGCGCCGCCCCGACGCGGCCCCUCGAAGGAUCGCGAUCGGUUGCUGUUGCUGCGGCGCGGUGCCGGCGCUGACGAGGACGCGGCCGGGGACGACGACGAAGGGGAGGAGGAAGACGAGGAUCACGACUACGAGGACGAUGACGAUGACGAGGAGGAGGAGGACGAUAAUCUGUUCCGGGUGAACGAUCGGAUGGGUACCACCGAGCGGGAGUUCCUGCAGCGGUUGCAGGAGUUCCUUGACCCGCGGGCCCUCCAGUACGCGGACAGUCAGGCUUCGUCGCUGAAAAAUGUGAGCCUGUACGCGGUGUACGCGAAGGUGCAGAAGAUCGGUGGCUACGGUGCGGUCACCGAUAAGGACGUGUGGAACCAGCUGCUGCAGGGGACGGGCGGCGAGAACGGGGUGCUGAGCCGGCGGAAGUACGAGAAGAUUGUGCUGCCGUUCGAGAAGCACCUCCACGAGCUGCUGGCGGCGGGCGACGAGGACAACGGCGUUGCCGAUGGUGAUCGGAGCGCGGUGAAGCGGGAAUCGGUGCUGUUGCUGCUCGGGGACGACGGUGAGCUGGAGAGCAAGAUCCGGAUGUUGCGCGACGUCAAGGUGGAAAAGCGCGAUCCGGACGAGCAGCGGCAUCAGGCGGCGCCGCGCGUCGUGCACUCUUCCGGGCUCGAUUUCUCCGUCAAGCGCGAGCUGGUGGAGAAGGACGAAGGACCGGUCGGGAAGGGCAGCCCGCCGAACGUGCACCUCGGCAUGUCGCCCGUGUCCGUGCCGCUGACCGUGAUCGUGCGGCCGAACCUGGACGAGAAGGACCAGCAGUCGUCGCAGAUUCAGAUCAACCAGCCGCACACGACGAUCACCGUGCACCAGACGACGAUCCACCCGGCGCACAACAACCAUCACCACCACCACCACCACCAUCACGGCCACCACCAUCAUCCGCUGCUGCACCACUCGGGGGCGCAGGGCGUGAACCAUCAGCCGGGCGGCCAGCUGAGUGGCCAGAGCCCGCCGCAGCACAUCACCAACCAGAUCCAGAUCACGAACCAGAUCCAGAUCCAGCAGAUUACGGUGCAGUCGAGCGAGAAGGCCAACGGGACGACGGCGGGCGGUGGGGGGGCAAAUGGUGGUGGCGCUCCCGGCACCGGAUCCGGUUCCGACGGCGGGGCACCCCAGUUUAAGUACAGUUUCAAGCAGGACAAAUCGGGCCAGGAGCUGAACAUCGAGCCGGCGGCGAUGGCAGCCAAAUCGGCCACGGCCACCACACCGCUCGGGUCGCCCUCGGAGGCCCACUCGUCGUCGUCGGCCUCGCUCAGCCUGUUCCCGCAGCUCGGCAAUCGCCCCGGCACCGAUCCGGAUCUUACCAUCAAGGAGGUGUCGGUAUGUCCGACCAGCGGCACACUGUCGAUCACCUCCAGCGCCUGUAUUCCGACGUCGGCCGCCAACAGCAGCAGUCUGCAGCCGUCGAGGACGAGCUCGCUGCGGCACGUGCGGAUGAAGAACGAUCGCAAAACGGGUGCCGGAUCCGCGAAUGCCGGUGAUCACCACCACCACCGGGGCGGUGGGUUGCUGAUGGACGGAAGCUUCCUGAAUGCGGGUCCGGGCCAGAAGGGGGGCGCACCGUACGAGAAGGAAAACAUUCCGCUGCUCGGUGCCGGAUCGGCCAGUCUGUUCGGUGGCCAAAGCCUGACGACGAUCACACCGAUUCCGGCGAAUCUGAUGAUGACCGGCGGUGGUGGCUAUCUCCCCGGGGGAGCAGCCGCCAUUGGAGGUGGACGGUCCGGAUUCGAGGACCACAUGAAACAGCAGCACGGGGCGGCAUCUUCGAUGAUGCACCCGUCGAUGAUCGGGCCGGCCACGGAGGUGAUCGACCUCGUGGACAGUGACAACGAGAGCGACCAGUCGCCGACCCAGGCCAGCAGGAAGCAGGUGGGCCAGGCGAUGCGCCCGAUCCCUUCGCUGCUGCCACCGAUGAAGAAGCGCAAGCUGGACAUUCUGCGCGAGGGAGGCCUCGAGGUGACGCCGAUCUCGAACGGGGCCAGCAUCUUCUCGGCCAUCAGCAAAAACGCGCAGCAGCAAGCGGCGCGCGUGGCACCGAACCCGAUGCGGAUCAACAUUACGGCCGAACUGAACACCGCCGCUCCGGGCCCGGAGCGGCGGCCACCGGAAGGCCGCCGUGAGGCGGCCCGCAAGUGCAUUCCCACGCCCCUCGAGUUCCAGACGCACUGCAUGUACACGCGGACGGGCAAGAUCUUUGGCGACCCGAAAGAGGUGAUGCCCGUGCGGGCACCGGCCCCGAUUCCGGAGCUGCUCGAUCUGACUGGCCUGAAGGGAGCGGUGGGGGGCAUCGCGCCGGUCGCUUCGAACCUCUCGGCGAAAGGGCCUCCCGGUGGCCUGGACUUCUCCGGCGGUCAGUCCACUUCCCGGCACAAUCGUACGGUGGGAGCGACAGCAUCGCCGGCAACCUCGCGGACCGCUUCCAGUCUGCAGAUCACCCUGGUGUCGUCCGGGCCACCGAACGGAGCUGCUGGCCCGAGUGCCGUCGGGCUUCCGAUGCCCUCCGUGCCUCCGCUGAUGACACCCCUUAACAUUCCCGUGCCGGUGCCAAGCAGCCAUCAGCAGCAGCAGUUCGCGGCGACCCAAUCCGCACCCUUCGGCCAUAAGAAACAGAAACCGUACGAAAUUGUGCCAUUGCGAGAGGGAGGCCUGCCGGUCGGUGAGCCAUCGAACCCGCCGAAGGUUACGAUCGGCCCGUCGUCCUCGUCGUCCUCGUCGUCGUCGUCGACGACGACCAAUGGAACCACCAGCAGCAGCACCCUGCCGCCCGGCGCGCCCUCGGCGAAUUCGCUCCUCGAAACGGGGCUCAUGCUGGCGAACCUACAGAAAGCCAACCCCGUGCUGGUGGCCAGCAUCCUGUCCUCGUCGGGCCUCUCGAAAUCGUCCAUUCCGGGCCUCACGCAACUGCUCGGCACGCUGGCCGAUCAGCCGCCACUGGCCGCGCCGAAGAAAUCGCAACGACGGCGCUCCAACUCGCAGGCGGCGGCGGCAGCUGCGGCCGCAGCGUCGGCCCUCAACGUUCCUCCUCCUCCGGCGGCGGUGGCCGGUGGCCAGAUGGCGCCAUUCUCCAUGCCAGCGCCACCGACGGGCCCGAUGCUGGGGCCUCCUCCGCCCGGAUCGAUCGGCUCUCCUCAGCUGCACCAUCCGCCGCAGGCCGAUUCGCCGACGUCCACCAACUAUCCGCUCAGUCAGCAGAUUAAGCUCCUGCAGCAGGUGCAGCUGCAACAGCAGCAGAAACAGAAGGAACUGUUGCAGCAGCAGCAGCAUCAUCAUUCUGGUCAUGUUUCACCCGUGUCACCUUCGCUGCCGACCAGCGGUGCCGGGGCCGGGUCACCGCUCCCCGGCACCCCACCGCUGUCGCAUCCCUCGCCACCGACGCUGUCACUGGCCCCGGUGCAGGUACCGCGACUUCCACCCGGCGUCGUGCCACCCGGCGUCGUUGGCCCAUCGGCGGCGGCUGCAGCCGCAGCCGUGCUCGCUGGGCUGCCACCGGGAGCGGCCGCGGUGGCCGCAGCCGGCGGCUUCCCGCCACCGUUCGAUCCCCUGUACCUGCAGCUGUACGCCAACUCGGGCCUCUACCUGCAGAGCCUGCCGCCCGAGCAGCUGCUGCAGCUGUACAAGAACCUUCCCCAAGGCAUUCCAAUCACCAAGAGCUAGUCGUCCGGCCGGCGACCAUCGGACAACGGCGACGACGGAAGCGCGAUCGUCACUGGCUAACGGGAAUCGUCCCCGUCCGAACUGCAAGUUGUUACUCUCAGCCAUCCGACCGCUGCGUGGCUAGGGCUUCCUCCGCGGCGAGGCUGGCACUCUCUCUAGGUUUAAGGGCUGUGGACCACCGGUGGUGUCAGGCGAAGGCCGUUUCUCCGGGCUUUCGCCACCUUUCUUCUCUGCCUUUCCUUUUUUCGCGUUUACUUACGUUUUUCCCUCCUUUAUGUCGUUACGUUUCGCAAGCUUCUAUUAUUUGUUCUUUAAGCGAUGGGACAGCAUGCUGCAAGGGCACGAGGCACGAUCGGUAGACAAUUGGACGCUAACGGUGAGCGGCCAAUUGCUGUGUAUACAAUGUAACAAACAAGAGACGAUCGGGGGGCAGCGGGGCGACAGUAGCAAUAGUAAACUAAUACCGAGGAUUAACGGUCGCUAGUGUGUAAGGAUAACCUACGGAGAUAAUGUACGGAGGAGCAUUUCAACGAGAGGAUCUCGUGAACAGGAAUUAGCCAAGCGAUUGAGGAGCGCGCGAACCUUCCAUACUAACUGAUAUCGGAGUCAAGUCGAGCGAACCAUGGAUCAGUGCAUUACGGAGAUCCCGGCACCCGUUUGGAGCACUGAGUCACAACAUUCGGCUGCUAAUAAUAUUGGCCCCAACCAACCGCAAGUGUGAGUCUGGCGCGUGCGUGCGCGCGCGCUGUUCAGCAGAUCAGUAUACACCGGGGAGGAUCGUUCGCGAUCCUCUGCAGCA
Messenger RNA from Anopheles bellator, 6442 nucleotides. RefSeq lists its product as uncharacterized. Gene Ontology annotation, molecular function: transcription cis-regulatory region binding. Gene Ontology annotation, biological process: regulation of transcription by RNA polymerase II. The record is from RefSeq and is a predicted model, not a curated record. Gene Ontology annotation, cellular component: nucleus. The transcript is spliced from 11 exons. The coding region runs from base 1 to 5643 and encodes 1880 amino acids. NCBI's taxonomy places the organism in Eukaryota, Metazoa, Arthropoda, Insecta, Diptera, Culicidae.